This is a messenger RNA of Fusarium subglutinans, 2232 nucleotides long. Its product is annotated as 3-oxoacyl-synthase II. Lineage: Eukaryota; Fungi; Ascomycota; Sordariomycetes; Hypocreales; Nectriaceae. Gene Ontology annotation, molecular function: 3-oxoacyl-[acyl-carrier-protein] synthase activity. Gene Ontology annotation, biological process: fatty acid biosynthetic process. The coding region runs from base 1 to 2232 and encodes 743 amino acids. The transcript has 5 exons. The record is from RefSeq and is a predicted model, not a curated record.
AUGCGUCGCGUCGUAGUGACAGGCCUUGGAGCCAUCACGCCCUUGGGAGUUGGCGUAAAGCGAACUUGGACUCGUCUUAUUAACAACGAAUGCGGAAUCGUCAGCGUCGCAGAUCUCGAGCCUCAGGCGCGAUGGAGAGAGUUGACGAGCACAGUCUCUGGGCUAGUGCCCAUUGGUGAUGGAGAAGGACGAUGGAGGGCAUCGGACUGGGUCAAUGCAAAUGAGCAAAGACGAAUGUCGAAAUUUACACAAUAUGCCAUCGCCGCUAGCGACAUGGCCCUCAGGGACUCGGGCUGGGAGCCGAAGAACGCAGAGCAGCAAGAGGCAACAGGUGUUUGUCUUGGAAGCGGUAUUGGAAAUCUGGACGAGAUUUACGAGACCAGUUUAGUACACCAUCAAGACGGCUACAAGAAGGUCUCUCCGUUAUUUGUUCCCAAGAUUCUCAUUAAUAUGGCCGCCGGACAUGUGGCUAUGAAAUACGGCUUCCAGGGUCCGAACCACACGGCUACCACAGCUUGCACGACUGGUGCACAUUCAAUCGGAGAUGCAUCACGGUUUAUCACCAUGGGAGACGCCGAUGUAAUGGUCGCUGGUGGUUCAGAGUCAUGUAUCCAUCCCUUGACUUUCGCUGGCUUUGGCAGAGCAAGAUCUCUGUCCACAGCAUAUAACGACAAUCCCAUGGCGAGCUGUCGUCCAUUUGAUGCUGACCGCAAUGGCUUCGUUGUUUCUGAAGGUGCUGCAGUGGUGGUUCUCGAAGAAUUAGAGCACGCCAAAGCACGGGGAGCACAGAUAUAUGCUGAAAUCAAGGGCUACGGCUGCAGCGGUGAUGCUCACCAUAUGACAGCACCACGUGAAGAUGGCCAUGGUGCAUACCUUGCUAUGAAGAAAGCACUCAAAAGUGCAGGCAUCAAGCCUUCGCAGGUCGACUACAUCAACGCACACGCAACAGCAACUCAUGUUGGAGAUGUAGCGGAAACGUCGGCCAUCAAACGGAUCAUGCUGGGCGAAGAGGGCCAUCAGAAAGAGUCAGAUGUUACAGUCAGCAGCACCAAGGGCGCAGUCGGACAUUUGCUGGGUGCUGCUGGAGCUAUUGAGGCUUUAUUUUGCAUCCUAGCCAUUCACGAGGGAGUCGUACCAGCAACAUUAAACCUACAGAAGCCAGAUGUUGGAGCUGCCUUUAAUUUUGUGCCAAAUGAAGCACAAGAGAAGACGGAUCCAAGGGUCCAUGACGAUAACACUCCAAGUGCCUCUCAUCCCGCCUUGCCCAGGCCCUUGACGCCGAAUUUCCCUACUCAACAUACUCUCACAAUGAGCUUGGCCUGCGAGACAUGUAGAACCCAGGCCCGGACCGUCCUCCGGGCUGCAAUGCGAGCCGGCGCAUCACGAGCCGCUGUACCGACGACGAGGAAUUUCCUUCCACCCGCUGCGGUUGUUACUCGACGACAUUUCAGCAACACGAGCUCGAGAAGCCUCCUCAAGGGUAUUGGAAAGUCCAUGGCGGAGCCGUACCGUGUGUUGGGUGCGACAGAGCAGCUUUUCAAGGCUUCAGCGAAGGCAGCAGAUUAUCAUAUCACUGAGAAGGAGAGAAAAGAUGACCAGGUGCAGCUUGCGGAGGAUGGUGAAGAGAUUGGGCAUUCUCUGAACCCUGAUAGUCCCUGGCAUCACGUCUUUAAACUUCCUCCAACCUUUAGCACCUGGUCCCAUGUAACCAUGCUUCACCUCUACCUAAUCAACACACGAAUACGCUGCUUCGACCGCGAGGGCUUCCAAAACUGGCAGCACCAGCUCACAGACCACUUCUUCUUCGAGUGCGAGAAGAAGAUGCACAUUGACCACCACAUCACAUCGAGCGCCCUCCGCCAGCGAUACCUCAAGGACAUUUUCGUUCAGUGGCGUGGUCUCCUACUAGCAUACGACGAGGGUCUCAUCAAGGGCGAUGCGAUGCUAGCAAGCGCCAUCUGGCGAAACCUGUUCAAGGGUUCUGCUGAUGCGGAUCCUAGAGCUCUUCUUGCUAUCGUGGGCUGGAUGAGAUCGACACUGUUGCAGUUCGAGGCUGUUUCGGAUAGCAACCUUGCUGCGCAAUUACCGGUGAUUAUGGCCAAGCCAGUGGAUGUGUUCUGGACGAGAUUGGAGAAGCAACUUGGCGGACAGCAGGAGGAUAGUGUUCCUGCUAAGGAGGUGAAGGGGGAACUUGUAUCAACAGAGGAGACAGCCAAGGUUUCAGCAAACUAG